AUUUCCAAUUCGCAACAUCAAGCCAGACCAUAUAGCGAGAUUACUGAACAUGGAUGCGCAAUCUCAAUGAGAUGACUCUUCUCGAUCAUCUUUAACCUCUCUCCGUCGCCUUACUUCCAUCUCUACGUGACAUCUCUCCACGAAACUAUUCAUCCAGCCGUUCCUGUUCGCCACUGAUUGCAUCGUUCACCGUCUGAACAUACAUCCUCAGCAAACUCACCAUGUUCUGCCUCCGGAGCUGGCUCCCCCUCUUCUUCAUUCCCACCAACGCCUCCCCCCUCUUCAUCAUCUCCUUCGUCACCCUCACCUACAUCCUCCACCGACCGUGCAUCUACUGCUCAGCCCUACUCCUCAUCCUAUUUAUCUCCUCCUGCCACUGGUCCGACCGAUGUUUCUUCGACCUGCGCGGCGACUGGUUCAGUCCGCGCUACACCACCCCGGCCGCGGCCGCACCGACCGCAUGCCCGGCCAGCCCCGCCACCGAGACCCUCGCCGAAUAUCUCCUGGAGACGAUGACCUCCACCGCCAAAGCGCUCUCCGGAGCCGUCGUCGAUGAGGCGCAGCGCCGGCUCGCCUUCAACCAAUCGGUCGAGACCGGUGUUCCUCAAGAAUGGACGGGGAUUGGGAUGGAGUGGGUGCGGAGUCUCCUGGGACGGAGGGAAUGGACGCUGCCGUGUGUGGAUGUCAAGGUGAGGCUCUAGGGAGGCUCUAGGGAGGCUCUUUUCUUUUCCUCGACUUUCUUUUUGCAGUAAGCGGGACACAUAUACCGGGUGGAUGGUCUGGCGAUUUUCCUUUGUCAAUACAUAUCCGAGCCGUGAGCACAUCUGCGUGCUUAUGCUCUUGGGGCGAUAAAGAGGAGGCUGUUUGUUGUUGGGACUUAGAUUGGACCGGGAAGCGUGGAACAUCGUAGACAUCUGAUGUGCGUAUGGACAUACGUUUUCGUGUACUUUGCGUCGUUUCGGAAUGGGCUACAGGCUCGGGAGUCGGCGAGACACUAUUGUCUGAGGUAUUGGAGGUGGCUUCCGAUUCAACUUGUACAUAGCAUUUAUCGAAGC
This is a messenger RNA of Aspergillus homomorphus CBS 101889, 1055 nucleotides long. RefSeq lists its product as uncharacterized. The transcript has 2 exons. The record is from RefSeq and is a predicted model, not a curated record. Lineage: Eukaryota; Fungi; Ascomycota; Eurotiomycetes; Eurotiales; Aspergillaceae. Bases 222 to 701 code for a protein of 159 amino acids.